Molecule: messenger RNA, 1218 nt
Organism: Talaromyces rugulosus
Lineage: Eukaryota; Fungi; Ascomycota; Eurotiomycetes; Eurotiales; Trichocomaceae
Exons: 3
Coding region: 1-1218 (405 amino acids)
Biological process (GO): defense response to bacterium; defense response to fungus
Source: RefSeq, a predicted model, not a curated record
AUGAGAGUGUUGACAGCCUCCAUGCUUGUGGCAGCCUCUGUCUGCGUCAGCGCCAGCAGUCUGCAUCACAGACAUCUCCAUCGCCAUGCUCUGGGCCAGCGCGAUAAUGGAUGUCCAGCUGGCGCCGUGCAGACCACGUAUCUCUCGACAAUCACGCUCUCGCCAACGACAUGGCCUGCCUCUGUUGCAGCAUCUACGGCAAUCUCGUCGACGACAACGGUGACGAUCACGGCAACGUCGACUACGACUAAGCAUGUUACGCCUACGCCUACGCCUGUGUCUACUGGUGCUUCGGUCCCUCCUGCAGCUCCUCCUGCUGCUGCGGUUGAGUCACCCUCAAUUCCUCCAGUAGCACCUCCUCCAGCUGUUACUUCAGUCAUUUCAGCUACCUCCUCCUCCUCCUCCUCCUCCUCUCCUCCUCCUCCUCCUCCUCCUCCUCCUCCUCCUCCUCCUCCUCCUGCGGUUGAGUCGCCUUCAAUUCCUCCAGUAGCACCUCCUCCAGCUGUUACUUCAGCUACUUCAGCUACUUCGGUCGCACCAGUUAUUCCGCCGCCCUCUACGAUACAGUCUUCUGCCGCCACAGCCGCCAUCAUCAACAACUCAGAUAUACCCGCCGAUGAAUCCGACGUGCGCGCAACUUACUACACCGAGGACGGGAUCGGGCAGGGCCACUGCUCGUUCACGGGCUACACGCUUCCCGCAGGCAUCUUUGGCACGGCUCUUUCGGUGCAAAGCUGGGAUGGCGCUUCGCAGUGCGGAUCGUGUGUCGAGGUGACGAAUCCGAGUACGGGGGCUAAAGUGAAAGCGAUGAUUGUCGACUCGUGUCCCGGGUGUCCCAGUGGAGGACUAGAUCUGUUCGAGAGCACAUUCAGUCAGAUUGCAUCAACAGCAGCUGGCCACUUGUCGGUUGACUGGCAGCUGGUCGACUGCGGCCUCAGCACGCCGGUGCAAGUCUCGUUCAAGGAUGGAUCGGACGCCGACUGGUUUUCGCUACAGGUGCGCAACCACAACAAACCCAUUGGCAAAUGCGAAGUGAGCGCGACGGGGGCCGGGAACUGGCAGGCUCUCAGUCGCACUGAGGAUAAUUACUUCCCCAAGGCUGGUGGUGUUGGUAGUAACACGGUGGAUAUUCGUGUGACGGACGUGACGGGCUCGAGCAUCGCUUUUGAGAAAGUGUCGGUGGGGUCGGGUGUGACCUUUGCCUCGUCUAAUUUCUGA